GUAUAAAUCUGGUCAGACCGUGACUAGAAAAAUGAUUCGAUGAAGACGAGCUGUGUUUGAGAAAAUCGUAAGAGAAAACAAAAUGGCAGGGAAGAUAAGGAAAAACGACGCAGGUUCCAGUUCAAGCAGUACUAUCGGAGGAGAAACUGUGGUGGUUGAUUGCGGUCGCCGGCGAAGCUCUUGCGGUUACUGUAGAUCCUCCGGUAACACUAGUAUCUCUCACGGUCUAUGGGCACGCAGCAUUACUGUUGAUGACUAUCAAGAUCUUCUUGAUCGGGGGUGGAGAAGAUCGGGUUGUUUUCUGUACAAACCUGAGAUGGAAAGGACAUGCUGCCCAUCUUAUACUAUUCGUUUGAGGGCUGGUGAUUUUCAUCCUGUGAAGGAACAUCUCCGUGUCUUUAGAAAAAUGCAAAGAUUUUUAGAUGGUACGCUGGAUGUGAAAAAAACAAUGGAGGCUGUAGAAGACACAAAUGUCUCCAAAGAUAUGUGCAAUUGUGCCUGUCAUGAAGUUUCAGGCUCUGGGACAAAGGAAACUUCGGCUGCAAAUAUUGAGAAGAAUAUGGCGGAGCGUUUUGCUGAUUCUUUAUCAGAUCAAGUUGAUGCUGUGAUUCGUACUUGUGCAGAAAGUGGGGAAUUCCCUAGAAGUAUACAAUUACCAAAAGCUUCUGUCAAAAAAGUUUCGCAAGCCAAAAGCAAGCUGUUAGUUGAAGGAGCAGAAUGUCUCUUGUACUCUAGCAACAUUGCAUUUCAAAUAGCAGCCACUAUAAGACGGACAGAAUCAGCUGGAGAGGAUGCACCACACAGCGCUAAGUAUGAUAUGUUGUCACCUCAAGUUGUUGCAGAAAAACUGACUGCUUCAUUAAAUCAGUUUUCAGAAAGUAGUGGUUUGACUAUCAGGGCUUGCAAUGGACACAUUAAUUUUUAUGCAUCUAAAGCACAGGCGUUUUCCACUGAAGGUGUGCAUGUUGUUACUGACUCCAAAGAAUCUGCUGCAGGUUGUAAAAGAAAAGCCUGCUGUAAGAGGAUGAGUGUCAAAAAUCCUCUGGGAAAGAGGCGCAAGCUAGAGAUACAUUUGAAAAGGUCCAGCUUUGAUCCGGAAGAGUUUGAAUUGUAUAGAAGAUAUCAGAUGAAAGUGCAUAAUGAUGCUCCAGAUCAUGUUACUGAAAGCGCAUACAGGAGGUUUCUAGUCGAUACUCCCUUAGUUUCUGUUCCACCAUCUGGUGAUGGAAGUGUUCCUUCAUGUGGAUUUGGCUCAUUUCAUCAGCAAUACGUUAUUGAUGGCCAGCUAGUUGCUGUUGGUGUCGUUGAUAUUCUUCCUAAAUGUUUGUCCAGUAAAUAUUUAUUCUGGGAUCCAGAUUUUGCUUUUUUGUCAUUAGGAAAGUAUUCAGCUUUGCAGGAGAUAAGUUGGGUAAAGGACAAUCAAGUCUAUUGCCCAAGUCUUCAGUAUUAUUAUCUUGGCUAUUAUAUUCAUUCAUGCAGCAAGAUGAGAUAUAAAGCAGCAUAUCACCCAUCUGAGCUUCUCUGUCCUCUCCGUUACCAGUGGGUUUCAUUUGAUGUUGCAAGGCCUUUGCUUGACAGAAAGCCAUAUGUUAUCCUUUCAGAUUAUUCACUUCUACAAGAUGCAGAGCCUUUGCCACCUCAUGCUUCUGAAAAGGCUGAAGUGCAACAUGAUGACAGUGGUGAUGAAUACUCAAAUGAUGUUCUUAUGGAUGAUGGUGAAGAAAUGAUUGAAUCUGAAUAUCAAAAUUCUGAUGAUGAAUCAGAUUCAGAAAUGAGUAGCCAAACCUUGGAAGAUGGUGAUGUCGGUGAUGUGUUAAUCGGUUUGAAGAAAUCUCAAGUGAGAUACGAGGAUCUACAGCGAGCUUUUGGCCCCAGUGAAAGGAGUUACUUGGAAACUCAAUUGCAUAUAUAUAAGAGGGUAGUGGGUGCAGAAUUGGCCAAGCGAAUAGUCUACUCACUUGGGUGAUUCAAUUUCUCCGUGGGAAUAUCUCAUCACCAUCGGAGACGUGUAUCCUAUUUUGCAAACUCGGGUUUCUAUUGAAUCAUGUGCGGUCAUCAUAUUGAAGGCUAAAAGAAUCUAUUACAUUUUGCAAACACUUUUGUACAAAGAUCAGGUGUGUAUGUAUUGUACUCUCCGCUGAUCAGUCUCAUUUACAAAUAUGAAAUCGAGGUAAAUGAACUUUCUUGUCAUUGGAGUUGAGAUUUCUCCAGGUCGUCUUUUCUAUUACAGGUUCUUUUCAGAUUGUUCUCUGCAUCUCAAUUUAUUUUACAAUAAAGUGGAAACAUGUUCAUUUUUAA
Mercurialis annua (annual mercury) is the source of this 2298-nucleotide messenger RNA. Its product is annotated as arginyl-tRNA--protein transferase 2-like. Gene Ontology annotation, molecular function: arginyl-tRNA--protein transferase activity. Gene Ontology annotation, cellular component: cytoplasm. The record is from RefSeq and is a predicted model, not a curated record. The transcript is spliced from 6 exons. Lineage: Eukaryota; Viridiplantae; Streptophyta; Magnoliopsida; Malpighiales; Euphorbiaceae. Gene Ontology annotation, biological process: protein arginylation. Bases 83 to 1966 code for a protein of 627 amino acids.